This is a messenger RNA of Canariomyces notabilis, 354 nucleotides long. Its product is annotated as Prefoldin beta-like protein. Gene Ontology annotation, biological process: protein folding. The record is from RefSeq and is a predicted model, not a curated record. Gene Ontology annotation, molecular function: protein folding chaperone. Lineage: Eukaryota; Fungi; Ascomycota; Sordariomycetes; Sordariales; Chaetomiaceae. Bases 1 to 354 code for a protein of 117 amino acids. The transcript has 4 exons. Gene Ontology annotation, cellular component: cytoplasm; prefoldin complex.
AUGGCGUCGCAGGCAGCACCAGCAAAGAGACAACAAGACCUUCAACUGCAGUACACCACUUACAAAAACACACUGCAGCAGCUUGCGCAGAAAAUUGGCGAUGUUGAGCAAGAGGCUGAAGAGCACAAACUUGUUCUUGAAACCCUGGAACCGCUCCCGGCGGAUCGCAAAUGCUUUCGCAUGAUCAACGGAGUCUUGGUGGAGCGGACUGUCAAGGAUGUGGUCCCUGCUCUCAGGACAAAUGCCGACGGUCUGAAGAAGGUCCUUGAUGAUCUUGUCAAGCAGUACAAGGCUAAACAGGACGAGCUUGAGAAGUGGAAGAAGAAGAACAAUGUCCAAGUUGUGCAGUCAUGA